Molecule: messenger RNA, 3446 nt
Organism: Opisthocomus hoazin
Lineage: Eukaryota; Metazoa; Chordata; Aves; Opisthocomiformes; Opisthocomidae
Source: RefSeq, a predicted model, not a curated record
AUGAGGGAGAGAGAUACGACUGAGAAGAAAAACAGCCGCGAGGCAGAUCUGUGGGAAGAUCCUGGAAGAGAUCAGUCAGGAGCAAAUUCAUCAGUUGUGGCCGAUUUCAUGCCUACAUCAUCAUGGAACAUCUCAAGUGAAUUAGAUAAAGAUUACUUCUUGACGCUUGAUGAACCUAUGAAUAACAUAACCACCACCCUUGGCCAGACUGCAGAGCUGCACUGCAAAGUCUCUGGCAACCCUCCUCCGACGGUCCGUUGGCUGAAGAACGACGCACCGGUUGUCCAGGAACCCCGGAGGAUCUCCUUCCGUGCCACAAGCUAUGGGUCUCGACUGCGAAUAAGGAACCUUGACACCACAGAUACUGGCUACUUCCAGUGCGUUGCGAAUAAUGGCAGAAAGACUGUUUCUACAACUGGUGUGCUGUUUGUAAAAUUUGGUCCCCCGCCAACAGCAAGUCCAGGAUCAUCUGACGAGUAUGAAGAGGACGGGUUCUGCCAGCCUUACAGGGGGAUCGCUUGCGCACGAUUUAUUGGAAAUCGAACCAUUUAUAUGGAGUCUCUGCAUAUGCAAGGUGAAAUAGAAAAUCAGAUUACAGCUGCCUUCACCAUGAUUGGCACUUCCAGCCAUUUGUCGGAUAAAUGCUCCCAGUUUGCUAUUCCCUCGCUGUGCCAUUACGCCUUCCCCUACUGCGAUGAGACUUCGCCAGCUCCCAAGCCGCGAGACUUGUGCCGCGAUGAAUGCGAAAUUCUGGAAAAUGUCCUGUGUCAGACCGAGUAUAUUUUUGCAAGAUCUAAUCCCAUGAUUCUGAUGAGAUUAAAGCUACCCAACUGCGAAGAUCUUCCCCAGCCAGAUAGCCCCGAAGCUGUCAAUUGUAUCCGGAUUGGGAUUCCAAUGGCAGAUCCCAUAAAUAAAAGUAACACACACACGCACACCUUCACCGCCGUCCGGUACCCCGAGCUCAACGGGGGUCACUCCUACUGCCGCAACCCCGGCAACCAGAAGGACGCCCCGUGGUGCUUCACCUUAGACGAGAACUUCAAGUCCGAGCUCUGUGACGUCCCGGCAUGUGAUUAUAAGGAUUCCAAGGAAAAGAAUAAAAUGGAAAUCCUGUAUAUCCUGGUGCCAAGUGUUACUAUUCCCCUGGCCAUAGCCUUGCUCUUCUUCUUCAUCUGCAUCUGUCGCAACAAUCAGAAGUCGUCCUCCCCUCCCGUCCAAAGACAACCGAAACACGUAAGAGGACAGAACGUGGAGAUGUCAAUGCUCAACGCUUACAAACCAAAGAGUAAGGCGAAGGAGUUGCCUCUCUCUGCUGUUCGUUUCAUGGAAGAACUGGGUGAAUGUGCUUUCGGCAAGAUCUACAAGGGACAUCUCUACCUUCCAGGCAUGGAUCACGCUCAGCUCAUUGCUAUCAAGACUCUAAAAGACUUUAACAACCCCCAGCAGUGGGCAGAGUUCCAGCAAGAAGCGUCGCUCAUGGCUGAGCUCCAUCACCCUAACAUCGUUUGCCUCUUAGGUGUUGUCACCCAGGAGCAGCCGGUCUGCAUGCUUUUCGAGUACAUGAACCAAGGAGAUCUCCAUGAGUUUCUGAUCAUGCGAUCGCCGCAUUCGGAUGUUGGAUGCAGCAGCGAUGAGGAUGGGACUGUCAAAUCCAGCCUGGACCAUGGGGAUUUCCUGCACAUUGCAGUCCAGAUUGCAGCAGGCAUGGAGUACUUAUCAAGUCAUUUUUUUGUGCAUAAAGAUCUCGCCGCUCGUAACAUUUUAAUUGGAGAACAGCUUCAUGUGAAAAUUUCAGACCUCGGACUCUCGAGAGAAAUCUACUCAGCAGAUUACUACAGAGUUCAAAACAAGUCUCUCUUGCCAAUUCGCUGGAUGCCACCGGAGGCGAUUAUGUACGGCAAGUUCUCUUCCGAUUCAGAUAUUUGGUCAUUUGGAGUUGUUUUGUGAAAAAUAUUCAGCUUUGGACUUCAACCGUAUUAUGGAUUUAGUAAUCAAGAAGUCAUAGAGAUGAUCAGGAAAAGACAACUGCUGCCAUGCUCUGAAGACUGUCCUCCCAGAAUGUAUAGCCUGAUGACAGAGUGCUGGCAUGAUCUCCCAUCCCGGAGGCCACGAUUUAAAGAAAUCCAUGCCAGGCUGCGCUCGUGGGAGGGUCUUUCAAGUCACACCAGUUCUACUACCCCCUCCGGUGGGAAUGCCACCACUCAAACGACUUCCCUCAGCGCGAGUCCCGUUAGUAAUCUCAGUAAUCCUAGGUACCCUAACUACAUGUUCCCAGCGCAAGCAAUACCGCAAGGCCAAAUCGCCGGGUUCAUUGGACCACCGAUACCUCAAAACCAGCGGUACAUCCCGAUCAACGGGUACCCCAUUCCGCCAGGAUACGCUGCUUUCCCAGCUGCCCACUACCAGCCGCAAGGUCCACCCAGGGUGAUCCAGCACUGUCCUCCACCAAAGAGUCGUUCUCCGAGCAGCGCCAGCGGGUCGACGAGCACAGGUCACGUCACUAGUUUGCCGUCUUCGGGAUCCAACCAGGAAGCGAAUAUUCCUUUGCUGUCUCACAUGUCAAUUCCCAAUCACCCGGGGGGAAUUGGAAUUACAGUUUUUGGAAACAAAACUCAAAAACCGUACAAAAUUGACUCAAAGCAGUCUUCCCUAUUAGGAGACUCCAGUGUCCAUGGACCUAAUGAAUCUAUGAUUUCAGCCGAAUUGUAAAUAAGCGAGGCCUUUGUAAAUAGAACUAUUUACAAUACAAACUAGAAAGUCGUAGCAAAGAUUUAUAUUCAAAUAUUUUAUUAAAGAUUCUUCUGGUUGUUUAACAGACAUUGCAGCGAGUAUCUUCUGUGAAGUUCAACUGCUUAACAGGAUGGGCAGACUCAACCAGACAAAGAUCGUUGUGGUAGGAAUACUCAGCUUCGUCAACGGACGCGUUGUUUCUUGAAAUGCCACCGACAAUUCAAGAAGGGGAAGGGGGAUUUUUUUUCUUUUCAAUAACAGCCUUUUAUCAUACGCUUUUCCCACAGCUUUUAAACCUCUGGUGUGGUUUAAAUCACAGAAACUUUUUUUAUACUGAAAACUUAGUUUAAUAUUUGUCUCUUUUUUAGGAGAUGCAAAUAUUCGGAGAUCUACUGGGUGUGCAAUUUCAGUUCCAAUAGCUAGGUAAAAUAUUUGUAAAUUUUGCAGUCAAGGAUGAUGUUUCAACUAUGUGAUCUGAAAGCUGAAUAAAAUUACUUCAGGUAGCAUUUGGGUCUUUCAUUAAGUUGGGAGUGUGAGUCCAGAUUCAGACCAAAAAAAGUCAUUUAUAUGACAGCACAAUAGCUUGAGUUAUCAACUUGCGGGCUAGAAAAACCAUCUGCUAUUGGCUGCUGAAGAUGGCUGGAGUUCUAAGAAAUUGCCUUAAAGGAAAUGAAAUUAAAGGGUUUUAAUUUCAGAACCUGAAUCAACUCAUUCGA